UCUUCCGUGCCCGCAGCGCAUGGGUUAACCAGUCUCUUGCCCUGCCUCUCGCCAACGCGCAUGCGCAGUUGGGACGCAAGAGUGCUGUGAGGUGGCGGAGCGGCGCUGGUCACUCGCAGGCCAUGAGUGGGCGGCCGGGGCUGAAGACGGACUGCGAGGCGCUGCUCGGUCGCUUCCAGGAGACUGAGAGUGUCCGCUUUGCGGACUUCGCCGCGCUGUGGAAGGAGCGCCGCUUCCACACCAUUUUCUAUGGUAAAAUAAGGACUCCAGAGCAGAUAAAGUUCACCAAAGAAGCGUUGGCUUUGGUAUGGCUGUACUUCUUGCCUCCUUACACUUUCCAGAUCCGAGUUGGUGCCCUUUAUAUCCUAUAUGGAUUGUAUAAUAUGCAACUGUGCCAGCCAAAACAAAAGAUCAGGGUUGCACUCAAAGAUUGGUCAGAAAUCAAUAAAUUCCAACAGGAGCUAUUAGAUGCGCAGCAUUAUGAUGCAGCAUAUAUCUUCAGGAAGCUUCGGAUGGACAAAGCGUUCUAUUUCACAGCAAUGCCUAAAUUUCUUUCAUUUAGGACUAAAAAGAACAUGCAUGAAAAGACUGAGAUGAAGAGUGAGUUCAGGGAUCCAAAUGACCGAGUUGCGAUGCUUAGCCCUGAUGACUUCUUAGAGGAAACUAAGAAUGUUCAUGACCACUAUCAAAAAAUGAAGUGUCUGAUCUCUGUGGACCAGUCCCAGCCAGACAAGGCUCUUAAUCUGAUAAAAGAUGACUUGGUACACAAUUUCAAGAAUAUCGUUUUGGAAUAUCAACAGUGGCAGAAGAACAAGAUGGACCCAUCCUUGGCGACUAUGGGUAAAGAAAAGGAAGGUUCUUCGCAAAAGUCAGAAGGAUCUGAAAGAGCCAGAAUAUUGGAUGACAUCAAAUCCAGAUCUUACUCUGCAGUUGUUCAGGCUUCCAAAUCAAGGCGGCAUCGUCAAGUUAAGCUAGAGUCUUCUGUAUCGGGGUCAGAACAUGGGAAAUCUAAAUCACCAAAGGCUAAAAGAACAAGCAAAAGAUUGCAGCCAAUGAGGAAGAAAGAUACUUUGCAAAACAAAGGAAUGUUGCAGUUGGCAGAGGAGCAAGGUGCUAGGAACCUGAGCAUGCCUGUCAUCACAGAGGAUGAUGCUGAAGAAGAAGAAGAAAAUGACCAUUCUAGUGAUGAAGAUUUCAUACCCAGUAAGAGGAAAAUGACUCGUUAAGAGGCUAACCAAACGGUACAAAUUGGUUUUGGAACCAGCCAAUGGAUGAGGCAGCCCAAGUGGCCUAAAGCCACACGACCUUCUGCAUAUAUGUGUCCUCAUUCUAAGAAGGCAGGAAGAAUCCCUAUGGAAAGCUUAAACUGAAGAAAAUCUGUCGUAUGUGGUGUGGUGCAAGAUAGGUUUAUGUGCUGAAGAGGGGAUUUCAAGUGCCUGUGCCUUAUAAAUACUGAGAAACUGUUGUUUGUUUAGAGUGUUUGCUGUAUAUAAAGUUGGAAUGGAUAACUGAUUCAUAUUUUAAAAUGGAUGCUUGGUAGAAAACAUUUUGUUUUUCAUUAAAUGGAAGAGGAUAUUGUG
Messenger RNA from Rhineura floridana, 1580 nucleotides. It is a transcript of the gene SNAPC1, whose product is annotated as small nuclear RNA activating complex polypeptide 1. The record is from RefSeq and is a predicted model, not a curated record. Lineage: Eukaryota; Metazoa; Chordata; Lepidosauria; Squamata; Rhineuridae. Gene Ontology annotation, biological process: snRNA transcription by RNA polymerase III; snRNA transcription by RNA polymerase II. Gene Ontology annotation, cellular component: snRNA-activating protein complex. The transcript is spliced from 10 exons. The coding region runs from base 123 to 1226 and encodes 367 amino acids. Gene Ontology annotation, molecular function: sequence-specific DNA binding.